Molecule: messenger RNA, 1446 nt
Organism: Desarmillaria tabescens
Lineage: Eukaryota; Fungi; Basidiomycota; Agaricomycetes; Agaricales; Physalacriaceae
Product: SET domain-containing protein
Exons: 3
Coding region: 61-1350 (429 amino acids)
Biological process (GO): negative regulation of gene expression, epigenetic
Molecular function (GO): histone H4K20 methyltransferase activity; protein binding
Source: RefSeq, a predicted model, not a curated record
AUCCAUCUUGAAAACGAUACUGCAAACAGUUCGUGCACCUCUCGCUUUACAUCAUCUUUGAUGUCAGCCAUAGUACCUGACGAUGAAACGAUCUGGUCAGCGAUAUCAACGAUACAUUCCGGUUCUCCAGGUCUCGGUACCGCUAAACUGCACACCGCAAUCAUCGAUGCGCAUCCGGAAUGGAAGGGCGUGGUGGGUGAGAAACGGGUACGGCGUGUGAUAGCCAACUCAAGAAAGGACGAGGAAACAGAGGGUCCUAUCAAAGACGACAGCGCCUCGACUACGAAACCAAAAACGAAGAAGAAGAAAAAGGCAAAGGCAAAGGCCUCACCAGGAGAAACCUACCCAUCCUCGUCUCUCCUUCCCGACUCUGCACUGACGUUGCCGUCGACCGUCGCAGUGCGAUACUUUGACAAGCAAAAGGGCAAGGGUCUUGUCGCUCUUAGUCACAUCGAACAAGGCGAAACGCUAUGGAAGGAAGAUCCGUGGAUAAUCGCACCAGAGUGGGACAUCUUUGACCUCCAGCAGCGUGCAGUCGCUUGUGCUCAUUGUACAACACCGUUUCCCCAGUCCUCCGCCCUUGUGGUCUCUUGCCAGCACUGCUCUGCACGCUAUUGCACUCGCCUUUGCCUCUCGCGCUCUGCAUCUACCCAUCCUCUUCUCUGCCCAGGCCAGAACACCGCCAGUGUCCCGUUGCUCAAGCAGGUUAGAUCACUGGCAUGGAUGGCCCUGCAUGCACUCUCGCGCGUCACCGCUCGGGUUUUGUUGGGUGGCGAACAGGAAUGGGACGUCCGGUUUCAAAAGAUUCAUGUGACGCCUGAGCGGGAGACAUGGAAACGAGUCUGGACGCUGUAUGUGGACGCAUUCCAAUCUUCUCAAGCCUUGAAAAUCAUCGCAAAAGCGAAGAAGCCCCUGGGAGAACAAACGAAGACGGAGCUGUUUAGCUAUGAAGGUUUUUUGAGAGGACUGGGCAGAAUGAGUUUGAACCUUGAAUCGCAUGGAGGGCUGUACCUGCUCCACUCCCACUUGAACCACUCUUGUGACCCCAACCUGUCUGUCAGGCAUUUACAACAAUCGUCUGCACUUGCACGCAUAACUAUCAUAGCCAAACGCGCCAUUUUACCAGACGAGGAACUGACAAUCACAUACGUUGACCCAUCUUUGGGCGUAUCACAAAGACGCCGAGCACUGAGAGAGUGGGGUUUUGGUGACUGUACAUGUUCACGAUGCACCGAAGAAGCUGCGGCCGUAGCUGAAGAUGAUUCGCAAGAGAAAAAGGGAGACGAGAACAGUCUGGAUAUGAAGGAUUUGGAACACGAGCUGAAGGAAGGUUUGGGGCUAUGGGGAUGAGCACUCUCUCUUAGUAUCUCUCCAAGGAAGCAAAAAUACAGUUCGCUGUAAUGUAUCUACUCGAGACAAAGGAGACAUGGUAAAAUAUGAGUAAAU